This is a messenger RNA of Iphiclides podalirius (scarce swallowtail), 285 nucleotides long. Lineage: Eukaryota; Metazoa; Arthropoda; Insecta; Lepidoptera; Papilionidae. The record is from the annotation of a GenBank genome assembly.
AUGGGUCCAGCACAUCUCGGUGCUCCAAUGAUCGAGGCAAUAAUCGAUGGGCGUUCUCGGAACAUGGCGGGCUCGUUAUUUGGUCGUGGAGCCAGCCUCGUUAGCGGUGCAGGCCUGAUGUCACCGGCAGAAAUAAAAGUGCGGUCGCCAAGGGAUCGGGCGGCAACCUUCACGGGCCGCUGCCCGUUGACACCUGGCUCCUUAGUGGCACGGUUGGCGGCACUGGAGCACCUCAAACAAUGUGCCAGCUUCACACCUGACCUGGCACGCGCGUCUGCGUCGUAU